This is a messenger RNA of Prinia subflava (tawny-flanked prinia), 2425 nucleotides long. RefSeq names its product chromosome 8 C19orf44 homolog (gene C8H19orf44). Lineage: Eukaryota; Metazoa; Chordata; Aves; Passeriformes; Cisticolidae. The record is from RefSeq and is a predicted model, not a curated record.
AUGGCCGGGAUAUUGGGGAGUCGUGGAUUCCAGGACACCGCGCACCGCCCUCUCUGGCCUGGCCGAGAAGCCCUCGCCGCCUCGGGCAGGGCGGGCCCGGCAGCAUGCUCUCCGACCCUGUCCCGCCCCAUUCGUCCGUCCUGCCCCUUUCAUCUCAGUCUCGUCCCGUGCCGUCCCGGAUGGGCGUGCUCUCGGUCACCCGCGGGAAGAAGGCAGGGCCACAGCCAUGUACCCCGCAGGACCAGCACCCGUGGUGACCUCACGGUGGUGGACACAGAGCUGGAGAACGCUGGAAGAACUCCGUCCCACCAGGGCAUGUUGCUGGAGGUGUGCGACGGAAACGCUGGUGGGAUCCAGCGGUGCCAGAUGCCGGGAAGAACCUUGUGGGCAGGGAGCAGCCGUGUAGCCCAGAGCACUCUGGGCAGCGCCUCCCACAGGCGGUUACGCUCAGUCCUGGAUAAAGUGGCACAACAAGAAAGCAAAAUCAUGAGUCAAAAAAAGCACCUGGAAUUGCAGAACACUGAAUCGGGCCUGAAGCCUUUGGCUGAGGAGUGCACCUCAUCUGCCUCUGGGCAUGAAGGUGGUGCCAGGGGCAGGAAGUACUGGAAGAAUUACAGUACCACCAGUGGGAAUGGGACCCGCAGGGAUAGCUGUUCUGAGGAAAAGGAAAGUAUCCAAAGCCCUAAAAGAAAUGUUAUGGUUAAACAACAGCUUGAUCUGGAUAGUGAUGAAGAGGAAAUGAGAGAAUUGAUGGAGAGCUCUUUGGGGUUUUCCAGUGGAAAUUGGAAUCAGAAGGUUCUGUGCAAGACUCCAGUUCCAUCAGGAAGGGCUUCUUCACCUCGUAAAGAAGUUUCACCAGCAGAGUUAUCUAAAGCAUCUUCUUUUCACAACAAAGACUCAGAGAAAAGUAUGUUUGAUAGAGUUAAUUCACCAGCACCUUCACCUGCCAGCAGAAACCUGUCAGAACAUACCAUGAGAUCUCGAUUGAUGUCGUCUUCCAUGAAAGACAAUGUGGUAAAGAUUGCUCUGCCUAAAGCAGGCUACACCAAGCAAAGGCAAGAAUCCCUUGGAAGUGACAGAAGUGAAUUAAAGUCAUUAGAUGAAUUAUUUUCUAAAGGAGCUGAUGCAGAAGAUCCAACCAGCAGCAGCUUGAAGUACUUCGGACUGAAUAUCCUAAGCCUUGAUGAUUUGGCACCAGAUACUACCAGUAAGGCAGCAGAAUUAAAGCAGAAAGGAAAAGACAUUCAGUUUACUCAAGAAUCAAACAAAUACAUGAAAAAAGAUGCAUUGCUAGUGGAAGAGGACCAUGCUGCUCUUAAAAUGACCAGUGUAGUAACUGGUGUGAGUGAUUCUUCUGAAGAGGAUGUUGAAAAAUGCAUCUCUGAAGCUGAAAUCUCUGAACAUUUAAGUGGAGUUUCCUCAGAUUUCCCUCCACACAAACAGGAUUACCUUAAUCAGAAUGAGAGAACUCUUAAUUCAGAAUAUUCUGAAGACUUUGAAAGGUCUCUGUCUGCAAUAGACAGGAAGUCUGUAGAGGGACAUGCUGGGAGCUGCACAUGUUCUGGAGCACACCCAUCAUCCCCGUUGGCCACCCAAGAGCGGCACAGCCAGGGGCACCAAGUGACGGUCACAGAAGCCGCGGUUCAGACAACAGAGCCUCCAUUUGCCUACUGCUGGGCAAAGGCAAACCCCUCUGCAGCGCUUGCCUCAGCUGUUGGAACCAGCUACAUCGAUCCAGUGCCAAUUGCCAGUCACGUGAUCAGCAUGGAGGCAGUAGAAGCACUGACUGCAUACAGCCCCUCGGUUCUCGUUUUACAUGCCAUGUGCAAGCAGCAUGUGAUGCUGACCCAGCAGUUUGUCGAGAACAUUCACCGCCUUCACACAUCCCUCGUGGAGUCAUUAGAGCAUGAGAAGUUCCACUACCAUACCCUGGAAGAGGCUAAAGAGUACAUCAAGAAUCACAAAUCUCCACCUCUAACAAUUGAGCAAGCACUUGAAGAAAUUCAGAGAGCCCAGGAGAAAUAACUGCUUGGACAGUUAUUGAUCUUUAAGUGACAUUUAUAUUUAUAGCUCUAAGGCUGAAACAAGAAACCUUUCCAAGUGGCACAGAUAGAAGGUUAUAAACUGUAGUGGAAGGAUUCGUACAAACUGCUAUGUGAGUAUAAAUCACUUAGUACAAGUUGUUAGUUAUUAUAUACAGUUUACUUUUCUAUACUUGAAUGUUUUACUCAUGUACACAAUACAGGGAUAUGCAGGAACCUUCAAGCCAGACUGUGUCAAUAAAAGAGACAUCAAGACAACACUUCUGUCUAAUGGGACUAUAAUGUCAUCACUAUAAUGGCACACAUUUAUCCAGUGAAUUGUGAGAUCUGUGAUUGCAUUUACAAUUGUGGAAGAAGUGAAUGUCUGAGAAACAUGACAACAG